Messenger RNA from Sporothrix schenckii 1099-18, 936 nucleotides. Its product is annotated as transcription elongation factor S-II. Bases 1 to 936 code for a protein of 311 amino acids. The record is from RefSeq and is a predicted model, not a curated record. NCBI's taxonomy places the organism in Eukaryota, Fungi, Ascomycota, Sordariomycetes, Ophiostomatales, Ophiostomataceae. Gene Ontology annotation, cellular component: nucleus. The transcript is spliced from 3 exons. Gene Ontology annotation, molecular function: RNA polymerase II transcription regulatory region sequence-specific DNA binding; zinc ion binding. Gene Ontology annotation, biological process: transcription elongation by RNA polymerase II; DNA-templated transcription; regulation of mRNA 3'-end processing.
AUGUCCGACAAGUCGAUUGAGCGCGAGCUCACCACGCGCAUCAAAGCGCUUAACAAGGCCGUGACUUCAAACGAGCCGGUGCCGGGUAUCCUAGCCAUCAUGGAGACGCUGAAGAAGGGCGCCGCGCCUUCCGAGGAGGUGCUGCGGUCGACAAAAGCCGGUCAUAUCGUCGGAAAGCUGCGGACGCACGCCAACGCCGAGGUCAAGUCGAUGGCCGCUGAAAUCGUGAGCAAAUGGCGCAAGGCCGUCGAGGCCAGCAAGAAGAAGGGCGGCACCGGAACCGGCAGCACUGCCGGCAGUACAACAGCGAGCAAGACCGCCUCGCCCUCGGCCAGCACGCCCCAGAGCAAGACAGCGUCGCCUGCGCCUGCCACGUCCGGCCGCUACAAGGGCGACCCGGAGAAGCGCAAGUUCGACGUGGACGGCGUCGACGUCAACCGCACCGGCAUCCAGAGCCGCGACAACUGUAUUGGCCUCAUGUACAACGGCCUGGCCUACCGCUCGGUCGAGGCCACCGACGUCAUCCUGGUCAAGGCCAUCGAGGUCGAAAAGGCCGCCUUUGUCGCCUACAAGGGCGAGACCACCGAGUACCGCGCCAAGCUGCGGUCGCUCUUCCAGAACCUCAAGAACCGGUCGAACCCCGCGCUGGCACGGCGAGUCGUGUCCGGCGAGAUUUCUCCCGACGUAUUUGUGGUGAUGACGUCGGACGAGCUCAAGUCUGCGCACCUCAAGCAGCUGGAGUCGGACCUGGCGAAGGAGAACAUGAAGAAGGCGCAGGUGCCGAUGACAGAGAAGUCCAUCAGCGACGCGUUGACGUGCAGCAAGUGCAAGCAAAAGAAGGUCAGCUACACGCAGGCCCAGACGCGGAGUGCUGAUGAACCUAUGACGACGUUUUGCGAGUGUAUGGUGUGCGGACACCGGUGGAAGUUCUCGUGA